Molecule: messenger RNA, 1988 nt
Organism: Macrobrachium nipponense
Lineage: Eukaryota; Metazoa; Arthropoda; Malacostraca; Decapoda; Palaemonidae
Product: C-type mannose receptor 2-like
Exons: 4
Coding region: 116-631 (171 amino acids)
Source: RefSeq, a predicted model, not a curated record
UUCUGCUCCGAGAAAGCACACACACACAAGAGAGAGAGAGAGAGAGAGAGAGAGAGAGAGAGAGAGAGAGGCUGCUCCACAAAUUCUUAGACGGUAAAAUCAAGACGACAUCAAGAUGGCUUCUUUUUCGUUAACGUUCCUGUACUUAAUCGGGAGUGUGAUAGCCUCUGUGGCAAGCGGCUGCUCUUCUCCUUACCAGCAAGUUGAACGUUGGUGUAUAUUCGUGAACAUUACGGCGCCUGCAGUGGGCCCAGGUCGACCCAUAAACUGGUUGGAAGCCAGGGCAUCCUGCCAGCAAUCCAAUGGGGACUUGGUUACCUUAGAAAAAGAGAGAAAAUUGUUUGCCAUUUCGGAACACAUCAGCCUCAAUUUCAGAUCUGAGUCUCAAGGAGGCUGGGUAUAUUGGGUUGGCGCCCUUGGGUCGAACCGCGAGUGGAAGUGGGUCAAUAAUAUACCCAUAAACCUCCUUUCAUAUAUCUGGCUGCCAAACCAACCCUCCGUGACACCCACCACGCAGCAUGGACGUUUGGUACCUGCCGAUAGGGUUCACGGGAGGAGAUACCUCCUGAGUGCCGACGGAGCCAAAAGUCACUCACCUGGCCAUAUUUGCGAGCGUCAGGAGAAAGACUGAAUAAGUUGGAAUUUAGGAGACUUUUACCAUAAAACAGCUUUUAAAGUUUUUUUUUUUUUUUUUUUUUUUUUUUUUUUUAGAGAGUAUCACAUUGUUUUACUUCUUCUUUUUAGAGGUUUUACUGUUUAUUAAAGUUAAAAAUGUAUAAUUUAAAGUCUCCGACGAAGAAGUUCUUGAAUUCUUCAUUUGGGAGUUUUGUGGGAAAUUGGACUCUGAGUGGAUUCCAUUUUGGUUUGCGGGAAAAUAGGAUAUGAUUUGAGGUUUCCGGAAUUCUCAGAAUUCUCUUUUUUUUUUUUGACGAAAAUAUGAUGCAAGAAACAGUCGUUCUUUUUUCCCUUUUGUAAAUUCCUUCAGGUUUAUCCUUUUUGGUUACACUGUAAUGACUUAUGUAUCUGCCAAUAUUAGCUUAUCACGUUUAACAUUUAUAAACAGAUAUUAAGUACUGGGAUUCUCGAAAUAUUUUUGUUAGCAUAUUUUUCUCAUGUUUAUGGACAGAGAAUUAUUAGAAUAAUUUUAAAUUUAUAUUUUGUGGUGCAAUAUUGUUGGCAAAAAUUCAUAAAUAACAAAAAAAAGAUACGUAUUUGCUUUACCUUUACCUACUUCCCAUAUUAAUGUUGAGCAUGUGCUCUGAAUCAAAAGCCAUUUAAUUGUUUUUGAUAGCAAAAGCCAAUGUUACAUGUUUAGAUUUCGUAUCUGAAUACAACGAUAACUCACCAUCAACUGCGAAAAAUUAGGAGAUUAAUGUACUAUGGUUCCAUGAAGUUUCCAUGCAUCUUUGUGGAAAUGGGGCACUCUCUUGAUGCAAGGAAGAACUUGGCGAUGGCACUUGGCUAUAGGUUUUCUACACCAGCAGGUCUGAUUUUUUUACAAGGUCAUUUAUUGGAGACGACUUUUGAAUGGCAUUGAUUAAUUUGAAUGUUGUUAGAACACUGAGGAGAGUGAGAUUGAGCACCGUGCUUUUUCACCCGAAGAAUUCAAUCAGUUAAUGUGGUCAGGCUUUUCAUCUACUUUUUCGUCCAAUCUCGACAGACUAACGAAACUCAAGUCGCUAAAAGUAUCAUGUAUAUCUAGGUAUAAGCCUUGGGUUAGCCUAUAACAAAAAGUGGCUCAUCCGUCCUUGACAUGUAGUUAUUUUUGUAGGCUCAACAAACUAUCUGGAGGAAUCACGUGAACCGUCGUCCCAUGACAUCAAUUAAACCCAUCCUUUGCUACCAAUGUAUGGAAAUAGAAAAUACCAAAUGCCCCAUCACGCAAAUAACUCAUUCAACUAUAACUCUAGUGCCUUUUAAGAAUAAAAUGCCUGACCAUCUUUGACUUUUUUUACUCCCUUUUUGGAGACCUUAAUUAAUGAAGCUUC